This is a messenger RNA of Bursaphelenchus xylophilus (pine wood nematode), 2456 nucleotides long. NCBI's taxonomy places the organism in Eukaryota, Metazoa, Nematoda, Chromadorea, Rhabditida, Aphelenchoididae. The record is from the annotation of a GenBank genome assembly.
AUGACAACUGAGAGGGUCAGUAACAUCAUCGAGCAAGUGAUUGAGCAACAACAGAUCAGCCACAUCGGAAAUCAGCAGUUCGUGAAAAUGGAGCAUGAAUCAGACGAGCAGAAUGCGUCCACCUCCUUCAAACCCGACACUCCGACAGCUAGCGAGAUCCAAAUCAACUCGCUGUUCCAGCAGUCGCCAAUUCAGGCGAAUUCGCAGCCCGGUCAAACUGUUGUUGAGGGCGGAAGACCGAUGAAGAGGACGUACUUGCUGUUGAAGGUGAGGAUUUUAAAUGUGAAUUCGUACUAGAGGAUAUUACUACUUGUCAUUCCAGAAAGUGCGUAGGUUUUUUGUUGUAGACCGCACCGUGCGUAAAAAACCCUUUUUGGGGCGUGCAUCUGAUGUUUUGCAUCGUGCAAGUCCAAUAUCGCUGCGACACAAAUUAAAUUGCACAGUGCAAAAUGUUUCGAAAAGGAUCGCGUCGCCCGGGGAACAGGAAGCUUGCACUUUCUUUGCGCUGUGCAAUUUCCUGCUGUUCGCACCGUGCAAUAGGUUUUUUUCGGCGUGGGAAAACAGUGAAAAAUGCACUGUGCGAAAGAUAGCAAUUGUCUAUGCGCAUAUUUUUUUCAUUAUUUUUCUUAUUUGCGGCGGUCUUUCACAGGUUUUCUGUAUUUUCUGCAAAAAAAUUUUUUUUCGUCUCUCCCAAAAAUAAGGUCGGAAGCUCAAUUUCUCCUCGAUUUCUUUGCUUUUUUGCGCAUAAUAUCAGUGAUAGGCACGUAUAGGAGCUAAGAGACUUAUUUUCGAAGAAACUUUUUGUAGAAAAUUUUUGUUGACAGCUUGAGUAUAAAUUUCCCGCCGUAAGAUAAGGUGAAAAUUGAUGGGUUUUGCUCAAAAAUGGAUCAAAAACACGAUUAAAUUUUUGUUGACAUUGAGCGGAAGAUCCUGUCUUAUUUUCUGAACACUCGUCCUUUAGGAAUUCGAGACCGAUGAGGAAUGGCGGACCUUCUACGUCACGGAAAUGGAGCACUGGGCCAAGAAGCGGGUCGCCAAACAGUGUGUGGAGUACGAAUGUCGUCUGAAGCGGAAGGGCUGUAAGAUGGCGUUGCGGCUGAUCAACGGGUCGAACGGGCGGCCUUCGAAGGCGCUGAUUUCGGCUGGACAGCAUGAUCACACGUUGAUGAGGCCGAGUUUUUCGAACGACAUUAGGGCGAUUAUUGAUCGGUGUUUUGUCGAAAACUACAGUGUGAAGCCGUUGAUGGUGUGCGAGACUUUGAAGGUAAGGGGAUUAAGUUCUGUCCGGUGAACGCAAAAAUUCGCGAUUUUUCGGGUCGGUGACAGUUCGGGUCAACACAGAAUCAACCGAUACGGGUCGCAGGGCAAGUGUAUUCCAGAAGAAGAGGUUGUAGGAAGUGCCUACGGGGCCUGACAACACCUUUGGGUGGUCGGCGAACGUGCGGGAGGGCUUGGCGGAGGCUUGAAAUAUGUCCACUUUAUCUUAUUUUCUAGCUAUUACCAACGUUAGUUUUCUUUACCCUGAGUUAUUUUAAUAUAUAAAAGAGCAAAAUUCAAAAUCAAAAAAACGGCGUAACAUUUAUCCAGAUUUUAUUCACGUGAGUAGAUGUUCAAAAAAUGCGAUAAGCUAUCCUAGAACCCGAUCAAUCCUAUUGUUUCUACUAACUAAGCCUUCUCCUAGCCUCUCCCAUGCACGACGAACCGAGGCGAGCCAUAGUAUCAUCGACCCGACUGUCGCUUAUCCGAAAAGUCGUAACGCCAAGAAAUCGAGCUUUUUUAAAUUUUUACCGCAUUCUCUUCAGGACCACGGCUACGUGAAUGUGAGUCGCAAACAAGUCCACCACUAUCUCCAACGAAUCCGGAAAUGCGAAGAGGAGUCGUACACCAUGCCGGAGAACGUCAGUAUUCCCACACAACCGGUGGAGCAGUCCAUCUCCAUUCUCAGCGCGCGCCAUCAAAAGUACCCCGACUCGGACGAGAAGUACAGUCCGGCCGAAGAGCCGCCCCAACAGCCGCACUACGAACCCCAAAGCACCUCGUUGCAGCAGCAGCAACCGCCGCCGCAGAACGGCCAGACCUACACCAUCACGCAGGCGCAACCGCAACAACAGCAGCAAUACAGCCGACCCACAGUCUUCUCCUCCCAAUCCCAAAUCAUCUACACGAAUCCCACCGUGCAGGCGCUGAUCAGCGCCCUGCCCCUGCAAUCCACGCCCAACCUGCAGACCCAACAUCAGCAACAACAACAGUUGCCGCAGGUCAUCCACAAUCAGGUGUUGGGCACGCCGAUUCUCGUACACGGGAACGGCAUUGAAGAGCAGCGGUACGUUCUGCAAACACAGCAACCGCAAACGAUUGUGGCCGACAAACCGCCCAUGGUGAUGACGCUCAGGGCGCAAAAGGUGGAAGUUGAAAGGUUGCCCGAUAAUAUCCAUGUCCUCAAGAUAUAUCAGUGA